UCACCUCCCGGACGGACCGUUUUGAUCACAACAAAUUCCUUUCCUCAAUUCGCCCGUCGCCACCAUUCAGCCUUUUGCGAAUACAUCGACUACCAACGCUCUGCGCGUCCAUCGCGCCUCUCUUAAUUCUUAGCCCAUCAUGUCGUACGGACAAUACAGCCAGAACCCCUAUGCCCAGGGUCCCGCGGCUGAGGGCGGGUACGACUACAACCAGAACCAGAGCCAGCAGCAGUAUGGCGGCGGCCAGUAUGAGCUGCAGCCCUAUGGCCAACAGCCACAGCAGAACCAGGACCAGAGCAACCCGUACCAGCAGCAGCAGCAACAGUCAUCCGCACCCACCACCAUCAGCCAGCAAGACUUCCUCGGUCGCGUACAAAAUCUGCGCAACGAAAUCCGCACUUUGACGGCCGACAUUGAACACAUUGCUCAGCUGCACCAACGCGCGCUCUCUUCCGCCGAUUCCGUCGCCUCCGACCAGCUGAACAACGCUGUUGCCCAGACCCAACUGCGCAACACGCAGAUCACCGAGGAGAUCAAAUUCCUCGAGCGCGAUGCCGCCCGCACCCAGGACGCCUCCCGCGCCUCCAAGCAAGCCCAGCUGAACUCGGUCAAGAACACUUUCAAGGACGAGCUGCACCGUUAUAUGCAAGUGGAAAGCGAAUACCAGAAGCGCUACAAGGAGCAGAUUGCCCGUCAAUACCGAAUCGUCAACCCGGAUGCCACGGAAGAAGAGGUCCACGAGGCCACCGAGGUCGACUGGGGAAAUGAGGGUGUUUUCCAGACAGCGCUGAAGAACAACCGCCUGGGCCAGGCCAACUCCGUCCUCGGCAACGUCCGCGCCCGUCACAGCGAGCUUCAGCGCAUCGAGCGCACGCUCGCCGAGGUCGCCCAGCUGUUCCAGGAGAUGGCUGUCCUCGUCGAGCAGCAGGAAGCCGUCGUCGACGCCGCCGAGCAGAACGCUGUCAACACGGUCGAGAACAUUCAAAAGGGCAACGAGCAGGUCGAGGUCGCCAACAAGCACGCCCGCAACCGUCGCAAGCUCAAGUGGUGGUGCCUCCUCGUCGUUGUGCUCAUCAUUAUCAUUGUCGCGCUUGGCGUCGGUCUCGGGGUUGGUCUCGUCAAGAACUCCAGCAGCUAAGCGUCGCUUCGAUGUAUCAUGGGCGCGCAAGGGAAGAACCGCAAGGAAAGUUGCAUCGCUGCUAGACUUUGAUGCGCGACACCCAACCCUGAACAGCAACGGCGCUAGAGCCUUUCCCUCUACUUGUUUACACUUUACGCUGCGCCUUCCACGCCAAUGAUCCUGGCGCAAGGGGGCCUUUUUCUAAUAGGCGUGUUCUGUCUGGUCUGGCAGGAACCGGCAGUUUAUGCCGCGUCGCUUGGGUCUUUUACGAAGUCUCUGACGGCUACAUCUUUGUGGAUGAAAUACUCUAGAAGGGAGGGAGUGAGAAGGGGCGGCUUGGGAGUUUUGUACGUGUUGCUUGUAUUUACUUUUCUCCCGGGACGGUUUCCUGAGCCGCCCCCGGUUUGGAUCCGAUGCUGGUAGUGAGAGCAGAUAUCUCAUUGAUCGUAAUUAAUAGCUGGAAACUGUAAC
Molecule: messenger RNA, 1591 nt
Organism: Verticillium dahliae VdLs.17
Lineage: Eukaryota; Fungi; Ascomycota; Sordariomycetes; Glomerellales; Plectosphaerellaceae
Product: SSOI protein
Exons: 3
Coding region: 140-1138 (332 amino acids)
Biological process (GO): exocytosis; vesicle fusion; intracellular protein transport
Cellular component (GO): plasma membrane; endomembrane system; SNARE complex
Molecular function (GO): SNAP receptor activity; SNARE binding
Source: RefSeq, a predicted model, not a curated record